Messenger RNA from Trypanosoma grayi, 456 nucleotides. RefSeq names its product putative leucine-rich repeat protein (LRRP). The transcript has a single exon. The annotation marks the transcript as partial. Lineage: Eukaryota; Euglenozoa; Kinetoplastea; Trypanosomatida; Trypanosomatidae. Gene Ontology annotation, molecular function: protein binding. The record is from RefSeq and is a predicted model, not a curated record.
GGGUUGUGGGGUCUCAGUGUGAGUCGCAGUCUUGUGGAGAUUGUGCUCCAACACUGCAACCGCCUUACAGAUGUGUCUCCUCUCGCAUCUAUCGAGACGCUGGAAGAGUUGAAUAAGUCUGGAUGUGAAAGAGUGAGGAGUUUGGGUGCCCUUGGCAGGCUGCCUGUCCUGCGUGUGCUUGACUUGGGAUGCACUGCUAUUACAGACAGGGAGUUGCAGAAUCUCAGUGCGAGUCGCAGUCUUGUGAAGAUUGUGCUCUGGAGCUGUAGGCACCUUACAGAUGUGUCUCCUCUCGCAUCUAUCGAGACACUGGAAGUGGUGAAUAUGUCUGGAUGUGAAGAAGUGAGGAGUUUGGGUGCUCUUGGCAGGCUGCCUGUCCUGCGUGUGCUUGACUUGGGAUGCACUGCUAUUACAGACGGGGGGUUGUGGGGUCUCAGUGUGAGUCGCAGUCUUGUG